AUGACCGCCGAGAAGGCGCUGCCCAUCGGCAAUGGCAACGCAGCGGAGGAGGCGCGGGACCCCGAGGCCUCUAGUACCAGCCUGGUGCCCAGCCGCGACAAGAAGGUCCACGAGCGGGGCCACUGGAACAACAAGGUGGAGUUUGUGCUGAGCGUGGCGGGCGAGAUCAUCGGGCUGGGCAACGUGUGGCGCUUCCCUUACCUGUGCUACAAGAACGGAGGAGGUGCUUUCCUGAUUCCAUAUGUGGUAUUUUUUAUAUGCUGUGGAAUACCUGUGUUUUUCCUGGAGACAGCCCUGGGACAGUUUACUAGUGAAGGUGGUAUUACAUGCUGGAGGAAAAUUUGCCCUUUGUUUGAAGGCAUUGGUUAUGCAACUCAAGUGAUUGAGGCCCACUUAAAUGUAUACUACAUCAUCAUUCUAGCCUGGGCUGUUUUCUACCUAUUCAAUUGCUUCACCACGGAGCUACCCUGGGCCACCUGUGGGCAUGAGUGGAAUACAGAUCGCUGCGUGGAGUUCCAGAAGCUGAAUAUGAGCAACUGCAGCCAGGUGUCCCUCCAGAAUGCCACCUCACCCGUUAUGGAAUUUUGGGAGCGCAGAGUCCUCGCCAUCUCUGAUGGGAUCGAACACAUUGGUGACCUCCGCUGGGAGCUGGCCCUGUGCCUCCUCGCUGCCUGGACCAUUUGCUAUUUCUGCAUUUGGAAGGGGACCAAAUCCACAGGGAAGGUUGUGUAUGUCACCGCCACGUUCCCCUACAUCAUGCUUCUGAUUCUUCUCAUUCGAGGGGUGACGCUGCCCGGAGCUUCCGAAGGGAUCAAGUUUUACCUCUACCCUGAUCUCUCUCGACUCUCCGAUCCCCAGGUCUGGGUAGAUGCUGGAACUCAGAUAUUUUUCUCCUAUGCCAUCUGCCUGGGAUGCUUGACAGCACUGGGAAGUUACAACAAUUAUAAUAACAAUUGCUACAGAGACUGCAUCAUGCUGUGCUGUCUGAACAGUGGCACCAGCUUCGUGGCUGGGUUUGCCAUCUUCUCUGUCCUUGGCUUCAUGGCGUAUGAACAGGGGGUGCCCAUCGCUGAGGUAGCGGAAUCAGGGCCAGGACUAGCCUUUAUUGCCUACCCCAAGGCAGUCACCAUGAUGCCCCUUUCUCCUCUGUGGGCUGCCUUGUUCUUCAUGAUGCUUAUCUUCCUGGGACUGGACAGCCAGUUUGUGUGUGUGGAAAGCCUCGUGACAGCAGUGGUGGACAUGUACCCAAAGACUUUUCGGCGGGGCUAUCGGCGAGAAUUGCUCAUCCUGGCCCUGUCUAUUGUCUCCUACUUCCUCGGUCUGGUCAUGCUAACGGAGGGUGGCAUGUAUAUCUUCCAGCUGUUUGACUCCUAUGCAGCCAGCGGGAUGUGCCUUCUCUUUGUCGCUAUCUUUGAAUGUGUCUGCAUUGGCUGGGUUUAUGGAAGCAAUCGUUUUUAUGACAACAUUGAAGACAUGAUUGGCUACAAACCACUAUCCCUAAUAAAGUGGUGCUGGAAGGUGGUGACCCCAGGCAUCUGUGCAGGAAUCUUCAUCUUCUUCCUGGUGAAAUACAAACCCCUCAAGUACAACAACGUGUACACAUACCCCAACUGGGGCUAUGGGAUUGGGUGGAUGAUGGCGCUCUCCUCCAUGGUCUGCAUUCCACUUUGGAUUGUCCUCAAGAUGUGGAAGAUUGAGGGGACACUCCUGGAGAAAUUCAGGAAGCUGAUAGUGCCCAGCCCAGACCUGAAGAUGAGAGGGAAGCUUGGAGCCAGCCCACGAACGGUUACUCUAAAUGACUGUGAUGCCAAACUCAAAGGGGAUGGAAACAUUUCUGCCAUCACAGAAAAGGAGACACAUUUCUGA
Vombatus ursinus (common wombat) is the source of this 1866-nucleotide messenger RNA. RefSeq names its product solute carrier family 6 member 11 (gene SLC6A11). Gene Ontology annotation, cellular component: plasma membrane. Lineage: Eukaryota; Metazoa; Chordata; Mammalia; Diprotodontia; Vombatidae. Gene Ontology annotation, molecular function: gamma-aminobutyric acid:sodium:chloride symporter activity. The record is from RefSeq and is a predicted model, not a curated record. Gene Ontology annotation, biological process: neurotransmitter transport; sodium ion transmembrane transport. Bases 1 to 1866 code for a protein of 621 amino acids. The transcript has 14 exons.